This is a messenger RNA of Phyllopteryx taeniolatus (common seadragon), 6761 nucleotides long. RefSeq names its product von Willebrand factor A domain containing 8 (gene vwa8). Gene Ontology annotation, molecular function: ATP hydrolysis activity; ATP binding. Gene Ontology annotation, cellular component: cytoplasm. The record is from RefSeq and is a predicted model, not a curated record. The coding region runs from base 137 to 5836 and encodes 1899 amino acids. The transcript has 45 exons. Lineage: Eukaryota; Metazoa; Chordata; Actinopteri; Syngnathiformes; Syngnathidae.
UUUGUCCCUCGUCGAAAACAUUCCGGCUUGCAAAAGAAGGAGGUGACAUGUAACAAGCAGGUGUCGGGCAAGCAGCAGUGGCUCCCCUUUUACGUCUUGACUUGUCGAUGUCGACUUCGUGCGAAUAAACGCGAAUAUGCGCCCGCAGAUGUGGUGGAGCGCCACGGCCGCGGCGGUCGCUGCCAGGAGGAUGCGGACGAUUUUGGGCGCCGUGUUGGGGAAAGACGGCUGGAUGUGGAGGAGCCACGAGGUCAAACUUGUCAGCACGUCCUCGGGUGAGACGGUGAAGAUUGGAGAUAUUUCUUACAAACUCAAAACGCCACGCAACCCCGAACUGGUUCCUGUCAAACACAUUUCAGACUUCCUGCCCCAGGCUGUGGCGCAGCACCUGCGAUGGAUCAUGCAGAAAGACCUCUUGGGUCAGGAUGUGUUUCUCAUCGGACCCCCGGGACCCUUGAGGAGAACCAUAGCGAUGCAAUACCUUGAGUUGACCAAACGGGAAGUGGAGUAUGUCGCUCUGUCCAGGGACACCACAGAGACCGAUUUGAAACAGAGGAGAGAGAUCCGGGCCGGGACAGCUUUCUACGUGGAUCAGUGCGCCGUCCGGGCAGCCACUCGAGGGCGCGUUCUGCUUCUGGAGGGUCUGGAGAAGGCCGAGAGGAACGUUCUGCCUGUCCUCAACAACCUGCUGGAGAACCGAGAGAUGCAGCUGGAGGACGGACGCUUCCUCAUGGCAGCCGAGCGCUAUGACAAGCUGCUGCAGGAGCACACAAAAGAGGAGCUCGACGACUGCAAGAUCAUCCGCGUAAGCGAGGACUUUCGGGUCAUCGCCCUCGGUCUUCCUGUGCCCAAAUACAAAGGCAACCCGCUGGAUCCUCCCCUCCGCUCUCGCUUCCAGGCCCGAGACGUCUAUUACCUCCCAUUUAAGGACCAGUUGGAGCUGUUGUACGCGGCAGCGCCAAACAUAGCGGCACAGAGGGUGUCCCAACUGCUGUCGCUUGCUACCACACUGUGCUCCCAGGAAUCAGCCAACCUGGGUCUUCCUGACUUUCCCAUGGACAACCUCCUUCAGGGCAUUAAUGUACUGAAUGUUUUCCCCACGAUGUCCUCGCAGCAGCUGGUCCAGAGACUUUACCCAUACCAUAGUAUGUUGGGCAAGGACGGGCGCAGCGCUGUGGAGACUGUGCUCAGUAAAUUUGAGCUUCUGGACAGCCACAGCAACAGCGACACAUCGAGCAGCGCCGUCGUCAGCGUGUCCAGGACCGCUGGCGUGGAGGGCUACGCGGACGUCACCUUGCGUGUUGCACAGAAAGACGUUACAUUUCAGGUCCCCGCGGGCACCAAGGAGCCGCGGGCACCCGACUGCGGCCGCGCCUUCGUCAGCACCCCCAGCCACUCGCAGCUGAUUGCUGACAUGAUGCAGUCGCAUAUGGUGAAGGACGUGUGUCUCAUAGGAACCAAGGGUUGCGGCAAGUCAGUGGUUGCCAGAGAGUUUGCUGAGAUGUUGGGUUACAGUUUAGAGCCUGUCAUGCUCUACCAGGACAUGACAGCCAGGGACCUCCUCCAGCAGAGGUUCACUCUCCCCAGCGGCGACACGGCGUGGCGUCCGUCGCCGCUGGUCACCGCCGCCUUGGAAGGCAAGCUGCUGCUGCUGGACGGUAUACACAGGGUCAACCUGGGAACGCUGGCCGUCCUUUCCAGGUUACUUCAUGACCGGGAGCUGGAUCUGUACGAUGGCACCAGGCUGCUGAGGUGGGACAGAUACCAGGCACUGAAGGAGGAACAGAACUUGACCGACCAGCAACUUCAAGAGAGGUCAAUCUUCGCCAUCCACCCGUCGUUCCGUGUGCUCGCCCUUGCCGAGCCCUCGCUAGUGGGCGGCGGCGGCGGCGACGGCGCCGAAGGUCAGCAGUGGCUGGGUCCCGAAUUGCUCACCAUGUUCCUGUACCACACUGUCAGUCCGCUGGCCCGAGCCGAGGAGCUGGACCUCCUGCGAGGGCUGUCUCCUAAUGUUCCGACGGAGGCUGCCGAACAGCUACUGCUCCUCACACACACACUGCAACAGACAAAUGACCCCACGGCCCAGUCUCUGGCCUCCUCCCUCUCCAGCAGACAGCUGCUGCGGAUCUGUCGCCGGCUCUCUCGCUACCCUGAGGAGAGCGUCGCCCACGCCGUCAACAAGGCCUGCCUCUCCAGAUUUCUUCCCAGCUUGGCCCGCGGCUCGCUCCAGAAAAGCCUCGCCAACUGCGCCAUACAUGAGACUCCGGGCGGCGAACACACACGUGACUUCACUUGUAUGGUCAGAGAUGGAGUGCUGACUAUCGGCAAAGUGUCUGCUCCCGUCAACAAGCCCAACGAGAAAAUGAAGGUUCCAGAUGUGCUCUUCUAUGAUAAUCCCCAGCACAUGCGGGUGAUGGAGGACAUGUUAAAAGACUUUCUUUUGGGAGAACACCUCCUCUUGGUAGGGAACCAGGGUGUGGGAAAGAACAAAAUAGCGGACCGGUUCCUGCACCUUCUGAACCGGCCCAGAGAAUACCUACAACUGCACAGGGAUACGACCGUGCAGACGCUGACGCUGCAGCCUUCAGUCCGAGAUGGUGUCAUCACGUACGAAGACUCGCCGCUGGUCAAAGCCGUGAAGGCGGGACACAUUUUGGUGAUCGACGAGGCCGACAAAGCUCCCACCAACGUCACCUGCAUCCUCAAAACGCUGGUGGAGAGCGGAGAGAUGAUUCUGGCCGACGGACGCAGAAUUAUCUCCGAUCCACUGGAAGCCAAGGGGAGGCCCAACACCGUCGUCAUGCACCCAGACUUCAGGAUGAUGGUGCUGGCCAACCGGCCGGGCUUUCCCUUCCUGGGCAACGACUUCUUUGGAGCUCUAGGCGACAUCUUCAGCUGCCACGCCGUGGACAACCCCGAGCCCCGGGCCGAGCUCGCCAUGUUGAAGCGCUACGGCCCCGACGUUCCCGACGCGACUCUGGAGAAGCUGGUCGCCGCCUUCGGAGAGCUCCGCUCCAUGGCCGACCAGGGCGCCAUUGCCUACCCGUACUCGACUCGCGAGGUGGUUAACAUUGUCAAGCAUCUCCAGAAAUUCCCCAACGAGGGUCUAGCCAACGUGGUGCGGAACGUCUUCGACUUCGACUCGUACAACAAAGACGCACGCGACGUCCUGAUGGAGGCGCUGCACAAGCACGGCAUCCCCGUCGGAGCCAAGCCCGACUCCGUCCAACUGGCCAAGGAGUUGCCUCUGCCAGAGGCCAAGUUGACUGGGUUCUGGACGAUAAACCCAACAGGCAACGCCCGGCACAAACUGCUGUGUCCCUCUGAGACGCAUCGCAUUGACGUCAAGGGCCCCGUCUACCUGCGUGUUCAGGCUUAUCCUUGCAACAGGCGGGAAAGCCGGGCGUCGAGUUUCAACGAGGAAAAAGCCAGCUGGCAGAUCCCCAUCGACCAAGUCAACAUCAUCUGCGAUGUCGUCACCAAAGACGACACUCUGUACGUGGCCACAUGUAACCCGGUGACGCUUUACUCCAUGAAGGAGAGCGGAGAAACCAUUCGGUGCGUGGAGCUUCACGACGUCUUCCCCGGAACCAUCAGCGGCGUGUGGCAGCCUUUUGUCACCGUGGCCUCCCUGGGAGGUCCGUUGGAUGGGCAGGCGGUGCUGCACGAGCAACAGAGUAACACGGUGCUCCACGUGGACGUGGCCACGGGCGCAGUGCGGCGGCUCGUCAUGUCAGCGGACGGCGAGCGGACCCCCGGCAGAGCUUCUCAUUGGUGGAGCGGUAAAGAAGCGCAGGGAGAGUAUAAAAUGUGCCGCGACUUCGCCCACAAGAACUGGCUCCUCUUCUACAAGGAAGACGGCAACCGGCUGGAGGUGCUGGAUGUGCUGGAGGGCCGGGUUCACGCCAUCUCCCUGCCCGUCAACCUCAAGUCGGUCUUCCUGGUGGCGGAGGACCGCUGGCUGCUGUUGGAGAGCAAGACCGACAAGAAGUUCCUGCUGACCAAGCCCACGCGCACGGCGGCCGAGGAAUCGGGCGUGUGUCGGCUGCACGGCGUCGACGAGGACGGCGUCAGCUCGGGCCAAGGGGCCGCCGGCGCGGGCGAUCGGUCCGUGCCCCAGAUGCUGUCACGCGAUCAGCUUCCCGACGAGCAUCUCAGCGCCGCUCUCGGCCAGAAGAUCGUCUCCCCGAAUCGCGUCAUGGCCGACGCCGGCACUUUUGCGCGAAUCGUCGUGGGCUUCCCGGAGCUCACGUCUCCCAACGAGGUGUACAGCUUUCAGAGGACGGUCGACCUAUCACAGAUGGAGGCCCGCGCGUUCCCGCGAGGUGGUCUGCGGACCACUGCGGCCAAACAGAGCAACUGUGUGAGUCUGCUGUCGGCCGGUCAGGUGGUCCGGGCCCUUCCGCCGAGCGAGGUGCCCCUGAAGCAGCUCUACCCCGAAGGUGUCGGCCCUCCGACGGCAGCGGCCUACCUGGAAGUGACGGAUCUCAACUCUAAAAAAGUCAAAUAUAUUCCUGUCCCCGGGUCGACGUCGGCGUCGCCCUACGCUAACUGGCUGUCCAAGGUGUCCGAGACAGACGUGCUGAUGGCGCCGCUCGCCUCGGGCGGCGUGGUCACGGUGGACGCGGGCGGCCGCGCGCGGCUCUGGGAGACGGGGACCGACGCGCUGCGCCGAUCGUUGACGGAGUGGAGGAAGAUGAUCGGCUCCGAGGACGGCCGGCCCGUGCAGAUUACCGUCCAGAGGGACAGCGGUCUGGACGUUUCCGCUCCGAAACACGGCAAGGUGGAUACUACCGAUGCGCCCCACGUGGGCGGAAACCAGUGGGCGGGCGGCACAGGAGGUCGAGACACCGCCGGUCUGGGCGGGAAAGGGGGCCCGUACCGCUUGGAUGCGGGACACAAGGUGUUCCAGGUUUCCCAGGCGGAGAAGGACGCCGUGCCCGAGCAUGUCCGCAGAGCUGCGCGAGAAAUGGCGGAAAAAGCCUUCAGAGACAGGCUGAAGGAGAUCGAUAUGAGCGAGUACGACGCCACCACCUACGAGCGAUUCUCCAGCGCUGUCCGGAAACAAGUUCAGUCCCUGCGCAUUAUCUUGGACGCUUUGCAGGCCAAAGCCAAGGAGCGCCAGUGGCUGAAGAACCAAGCUCUGGGCGAACUGGACGACGCCAAAAUCAUCGACGGCCUCACCGGCGAAAGGGCCAUUUAUAAACGCAGGGGAGAACUGGACCCCGAGCCCGGCACGCCCCAGCAAAAACCCAAACGUCUGCGGGUGCUCGUCGACGUGUCGGGGAGCAUGUACCGCUUCAACGGCGUGGACGGCCGCCUGGAGCGCUCCAUGGAGGCCGUGUGUAUGGUCAUGGAGGCUCUGGAAAGCUACGAACACAAGUUCAAGUACGACAUCACGGGCCACUCGGGCGACGGCUAUGACAUCGAACUGGUCCGAGCGGACAAAGUCCCCAAGAACAACAAGCAGAGGCUCCAAGUUAUCAAGACCAUGCACGCCCACUCUCAGUUCUGCAUGAGCGGCGAUCACACGCUGGAGGGCACGGCGGCCAGCGUCGAGGAGCUGGCGCGGGAGGAGGCCGACGAGCGCUUCGUGGUGGUGCUGAGCGACGCCAACCUGGAGCGCUACGGCAUCGGACCCGAGCGCUUCGCCCGGGUCCUCGUCUCGGACCCCCGGGUCAACGCCUUCGCCGUUUUCAUCGGCUCUCUGGGCGAUCAGGCCGAAAGACUCCAGCAGAGCCUUCCGGCCGGGAGGUCCUUCGUUGCUAUGGAUACCAAGCAGAUCCCCCAAAUACUGCAGCAGAUCUUCACAUCCAGCUUGCUGGUCGGGGUCUGACGGUGCCUCCGACUGAUCGCACGCGCACACGCACACGCACACACACACACACACAUCCAUCCCCACUUUCCUGCCGACUAUUUUGUUGACUGGGAACGGGUGAGGAACGCCCCACCUGAGUGCGGUCGAGCCCCCGCGGCGUCCGCGUCGACGACGGUCAUGUCGGUCCUGCGAGGAACCGGAGAUCCUAUUUCGUGGGCAGACCUCCCGCUCUGUCGCUGUGACGUCAACUUUUCAGUGGCAUUUGGAUGCAAAUAAAACAUUUAUGGAUUAAGCUCUGAACAAAAAAAGCAACGUUACCGUCUGAUGUGCUUUUCAUGUCACACAGCAGCGUAUUCAUUAUAAAAGUAGCUUUUCUGAGCAUGUCACUCGUUGCUAGGCAGAGUUUGUCACAACCCGGUCUAGCAUUUUCUGUAGCGCUUGUCCUCGCGAGGAUCGCGGCCGAGCUGGAUCCUAACCGGGCGACUUCGGGCGAGAGGCGGGGUGCAACCUUUACCGGUCGCCAGUCAAUCGCAGGACUCGUAUAGACGAGCGACCGUUCGCUGUCGCAUUCAUGCCUUCGGACAUUUUUGAGUGCUUGUUGCCAGACGGAGAGAGAGAGAGAAAAAAAAAGGCAUUUAUGCUGUUUGCCGGCUGACCCACAUCACGGAGAAAGGACAAGGAAGACAAAAACAGAACGUUUAUUGACGCACGUGAACUUUGAACUUGACCCGCUGCUCUGCAUUCAACGGAGCGUUUUGACCACAGCGGUGUCUGGCCGACGCACUCGCCCGAAAGCGCAAUCGGCGUUUGGCGGACUGAGCGGAUCGCUGGAACCGCACGAGCUUCCGUUGAUUUGACCUCAUCAAAUGUUUUGGGACAAUUUCAGCAUUUAAAGACCCCCAAAAGUUAACGAGCCAGACAAUAAAUGAAUGGAUACACAAAU